UGCACUUCAACUAAAACAACUUUAAUCCGAGCGUGAGAACGGAGAGAAUCACAGCACAGGAGUUCAUUCACUGCACUGGGGCAUGCACGGGAAUUAUCUGAUUCACUCACUCCAGGAAAAGCCCAUUUAGUCUGCAACUUCAUGAUUUCAAAGCCGGGAGUCUUUUCAAAAACGCUCUAUUCCUGCCUGUUAGAUAAUAUAUUUUAAAUGAUUCUUUGAAGUGCAGUGAGUUUGAACGACUGGUCUCAGUGUCUCCUGGACUGACUCCGUUACCGAGUAUUAUCGGUGUGCGCGGCUUAUUUCCACACUAGAGGCACCGCCUUUGCUCUGAACACACACUCAUACACACAGGUGCCAGAGACACACACACACACACACGCUUCUGAUUGAGUAUUCGAGUAAAACAGCUCAGCAAAGAUCACCCAGGACUUUACGCGGGACCGAGCUGGAUUUACAAAGCAGAUUUGUCCCUGUGUGACAACAUGAUGGAUGCUUGAGGGCGCGCGAGAUCAAUACACCUAAUUAAUCAAUACCCUCUAAGCGCACGUGAAGAUUGGCUCAGCUGGAUAUGUGUGACUGCAUCUCUAUCACCAGGUGGCUUUUCAAGUGCGCGUUUCUCCUGUCGGUGUAAAUGUGCGCGUGAGGUUAGGAGCCACUAAGCGAAAUGCGCGUGCGGGAUUAGUUUAAACUUUGGUUUGCGGCUGAAUCGUCUGGAUCUGGACUCUAAACUCGCGUCCCCUGUACAGAAGAGACUACGACCCCAGAUGGUAGUUCAUCUGGAUUGAAUUGUUUUCCUUUUUAAAAAAGAAGUGGAAAACGUUCCAGCCGGAGGAGAUUACAAGUGCUUUCUUCUCAAAGAUAAUUUGUUGCGACUCCUCUCGUUUUUGGAUUUAAAACUCCUGCGCGUGAUUUGGUGCAACUGUUUCGCACCAGGAAAUUCGUGCGUUUUGUUAGAACUUGGAGGAAGCAGCAGUAAUGUUUGUGUUGGAAGCAGUGGUUCUCUGUGCAUUGCUCAGCGGGGCUGGGGCUCAGUCGUGCCCGUCUCAGUGCUCCUGCAGCGGGACAGCGGUGGACUGCCACGGGCACAAUCUGCGGAGCGUGCCACGGAACAUUCCCCGCAACGCCGAGCGACUUGACCUGAAUGCAAACAAUCUGACUAAAAUCACUAAGGCAGACUUCGCGGGACUACGACACCUCAGAGUUUUGCAGCUAAUGGAGAACAAGAUCAGUUCUAUUGAGAGAGGGGCAUUUCAGGACCUGAAAGAGCUGGAAAGACUGCGUCUCAACAGGAAUAAUCUUCAGGUUCUUCCCGAGCUGCUGUUUCUAAGCACGACCAAACUCUUCAGACUUGACCUGAGUGAAAAUCAGAUCCAGGGGAUUCCCAGAAAAGCAUUCAGAGGAGCUACCGAGAUCAAAAACCUGCAGCUGGACUAUAAUCAGAUUUCCUGCAUUGAAGACGGAGCGUUCAGAGCUCUGCGGGAUCUAGAAGUACUCACACUGAACAACAACAAUAUAUCUCGUUUGUCAGCGGCCAGUUUUAAUCACAUGCCCAAGCUUAGGACAUUUCGUCUGCACUCAAAUAAUCUGCUGUGUGAUUGUCAUGUGGCCUGGCUCUCUGAUUGGCUGAGACAGAGGCCCCGCCUUGGCCUCUACACACAGUGUAUGGCUCCGCCCUCCCUGAGGGGCCACAACAUUGCUGAGGUUCAGAAGAAAGAGUUUAUGUGUACAGGACCCCAGUCACACUCGUCCUGUAGUGUGCUGCAGUGUCCUGAGCUGUGCACCUGCAGUAAUAAUGUAGUGGACUGCCGAGGGAAAGGACUGACUGAAAUACCCACCAGCCUGCCGGAAACCAUCACUGAGAUCCGACUGGAGCAGAACUCCAUCAAGGUUAUUCCACCAGGAGCUUUCGCACCUUACAAACGCCUGCGGAGAAUAGAUUUGAGUAAUAAUCAAAUAACUGAAUUGGCUUCAGACUCCUUUCAAGGUCUCCGAUCUUUGAAUUCUCUGGUUUUAUACGGGAAUAAAAUCAGUGAACUUCCCAAAGGCCUUUUUGAUGGACUAUUCUCAUUGCAGCUACUGUUGCUUAAUGCGAACAAGAUCAAUUGUUUGCGUGUAGAUUCAUUCCAAGACCUGCAGAAUCUGAAUCUUCUGUCACUUUAUGACAACAAGCUCCAGACCAUUGCCAAGGGAAGCUUCUCUUCUCUCAGAGCCAUCCAAACACUUCAUUUGGCCCAGAACCCCUUCAUGUGUGACUGCCAUUUGAAGUGGUUGGCGGACUACCUGCAAGACAACCCGAUUGAGACCAGCGGAGCUCGAUGCACCAGUCCCCGCCGGCUUGCUAACAAACGCAUUGGCCAGAUCAAGAACAAAAAGUUCCGCUGUUCAGGUGUGGAAGACUACCGGUCGAAACUAGGUGGGGAUUGCUUCGCGGACCUGGCCUGCCCAGAGAAGUGUCGCUGUGAAGGAACCACAGUGGAUUGCUCUGGACAAAAGCUCACAAAGAUCCCGGACCACAUACCUCAAUAUACAGCAGAACUCCGCUUGAACAAUAAUGAAUUUACAGUGCUGGAGGCUACAGGAAUAUUUAAGAAGCUUCCUCACCUGCGCAAAAUUAACUUCAGUAACAACAAGAUCACAGAUAUUGAGGAGGGCACAUUUGAGGGGGCCAGUGGAGUGAACGAGCUCAUACUGACGAGCAACCGCUUGGAGAGCGUCCACUACAGCAUGCUGAAAGGCCUCGGUGGGCUCCGCACACUGAUGUUGAGGAGUAACAAGAUAAGCUGUGUCAAUAACAGUAGUUUUACUGGUCUGAGUUCUGUGAGGCUGCUAUCCCUCUAUGAUAACCUGAUCACCUCCAUGUCCCCGGGAGCCUUUGACACACUGCAUUCCCUCUCAACACUGAACUUGCUGGCCAAUCCGUUUAACUGUAACUGUCAUCUAGACUGGCUGGGGGAAUGGCUCAGAAAGAAACGAAUCGUUACAGGCAACCCUCGCUGUCAGAGCCCAUACUUUCUUAAGGAGAUCCCUAUUCAAGAUGUAGCCAUUCAAGACUUUGCCUGCGAAGACGGUAAUGAUGAGAAUAGCUGUUCGCCCCUGGCUCGCUGUCCUGCCGAGUGCUCGUGUUUGGAUACGGUGGUUCGCUGCAGUAAUAAAGGACUAAAGCUUUUACCCAAAGGCAUUCCUAAAGAAGUUACAGAACUCUAUCUCGAUGGCAACCAGUUCACGCAAGUCCCUCUGGAGCUAUCCAAUUAUAAACACCUCACCCUCAUUGAUUUGAGUAAUAACCAGAUCAGCACAUUGUCCAACCACAGCUUCAGUAACAUGUCUGAGCUGCUCACCCUAAUAUUAAGCUACAACAGACUGAGGUGUAUUCCUGUUAAAGCUUUCGAUGGCCUCAAGUCUCUGCGCCUCUUGUCUCUCCAUGGUAAUGAUAUUGCUGUGAUCCCAGAUGGUGCUUUCAAAGAUCUGUCCUCACUCUCCCACCUCGCUCUGGGAGCAAACCCUCUGUACUGUGAUUGUCACAUGCAGUGGCUCUCUGACUGGGUAAAGAGUGGCUACAAGGAGCCUGGAAUUGCACGGUGUACUGGUCCGGGAGAGAUGACCGACAAACUGCUGCUGACUACACCCUCUAAAAAAUUCACAUGUACAGGUCCGGUGGAUGUAAACAUUUUGGCAAAAUGUAACCCUUGUUUAUCCAACCCCUGCAAGAAUGACGGAACCUGCAGUAACCACCCCGUUGAUUUUUACAGAUGCACCUGUCCAUAUGGUUUUAAGGGCCAAGACUGUGAGGAACCAAUUCAUGCGUGCAUCAGUAACCCUUGUCAGAAUGGAGGCACCUGUAAUCUGAAAGACGGAGAGGAGAACACUCACUGGUGUGUGUGUCCAGUUGGAUUUGAGGGCGACGAAUGUGAGAUAAAUAUCGAUGACUGUGAAGAUAAUGACUGUGAGAAUAACUCUACGUGUGUGGAUGGGAUCAACAACUACACCUGUCUCUGCUCACCUGAAUACACAGGGGAGCUGUGUGAAGAUAAACUGGAUUUCUGUGCUUCAGAGCUAAACCUGUGUCAGCACGACUCCAAAUGUAUUCUAACCGCUAAGGGAUUCAUGUGUGAGUGUACUCCAGGUUACACCGGGGAGCACUGUGAGGUGGAUUUUGAUGAUUGUGCAGAUAAUAAGUGUAAAAGCGGAGCUCAGUGCACUGAUGCAGUGAAUGGCUACACAUGUGUGUGUCCAGAAGGGUACAGCGGGUUGUUCUGCGAGUUCUCUCCUCCGAUGGUCCUGCCCAGAACAAGUCCGUGUGACCACUAUGACUGUGCCAAUGGUGCACAGUGUGUUCUCAAGGACUUGGAUCCAGUUUGUCUGUGUCUUCAUGGUUAUGAGGGCGUGCACUGUGAGAAGCUGGUCAGUGUCAACUUCAUCAACAGAGAAUCAUUCCUGCAGAUUCCCUCCAACCUCAUUACAGAGCAGGCCAAUAUAUCACUACAGAUCGCCACAGAUGAGGACAACGGAGUGUUGCUGUAUAAAGGAGACAGUGAACACAUUGCGGUGGAGCUGUACAGAGGCCGACUGAGAGUCAGUUAUGACUCUGAAUCCUACCCUCCAUCUGCCAUCUACAGUGUUGAGACUAUAAAUGACGGUAGUUUUCAUGUUGUGGAGCUGGUGGCAAAGGACCAGUCUCUGUCUCUGUCCAUUGAUGGAGGAAGCCCCAAAUCCAUCAACACUGGCAGCAGUCCCAGCCCAGGACCCAGCCCUGCUCCGCUUUAUCUUGGGGGAAUCCCGCAGCAGUCUGGACUGGCUUCGUUGCGUCAGGACCCUGGGAGGAACGGCUCGAGUUUCCACGGCUGUAUCCGAAACCUCUACAUUAACGAGCAGCUCCAGGACCUGACCCAGUUCCUGCUGCAGGAGGGGGUGCUGCCCGGCUGCCAGCCCUGCCAGCGGAGUGUGUGUGCUCAUGGGCAGUGCCACGCUACCGGACAAUCGUCCUUCAGCUGUGAGUGUGAGGCGGGGUGGAGCGGCCCGCUGUGUGACCAGCAGAUCAACAGCCCAUGUGACGGGAACAAGUGUAUCCACGGCUCCUGUCGACCCAUAAACUCGUACUCGUACAGCUGUCUCUGUCAGCCAGGCUUCACAGGUGUGUUAUGUGCUGAAGAGGAGCAGCUGAGCCCCUGUCAGCACACGGUGUGUAAACACGGCCGCUGUCGUGUGUCAGGGCUGGGGGAGGCCUACUGUGAGUGCAGCAGCGGCUUCACGGGGCAGAGCUGCGACAGAGAGAUGGCGUGUCGGGGGGAACGGCUCCGAGAUCACUAUCAGACGCAGCAGGGCUACACAGCGUGCCAAAGCACAGAGAAGGUUUCCCGUUUAGAGUGUCGGGGUUCCUGCGGGGACGGGACGUCCUGCUGCGCCCCCCUCCGCAGCAAACGCAGGAAAUACACCUUCCAAUGCACAGACGGAUCCUCUUUUGUCCAGGAGGUGGAAAAGAUCGUCAAGUGUGGCUGCACAAAAUGUCCAUCCUAGAAGCGAAAAAGAAGAAAUGCAUCCUCACACCCCGCAUCUUUCAUUUGACCUUUUUUCUCAGUGUUGGACUAAUGUUUUUCCUUCAGAGGAGGAUAAUGGAUUACUGUAUGAUAAAGAACAAACCUAUUUUUUAUUAUGAAGCGGUGGAAAAAAAGACAAAAAAUAGAUUUUAGAGGUUUUUUUGUUGUUGUUUGCCAUCAUUUUAGGUACUGUGACAUUUUUUGUUUUUGGCAAACACACCCCGUUGACACAUUUCCCUUUUUUUUGUGUCAUUCUUUUAUGUGGUUUUCUGGACUGCCUCAAAUCAUUUCACCUGGACUUUGUGAAGGUGAGAUAAAGUAUCACUAUUGAGACGACAAGGGGUUUCGUCUCUUCUACUUCCUCACAGUGUACCACACAAACACACACACUGUCAGAGCUGCUCCUGUUCUCACACACACACACACACACACACACACGUUUGUUUUUGUGUAAAGUGUGUUCAUCCCAUAGGUGUAAUGGUUUUUAUACUGUACAAACUGUAUAUUCUAUGGCCCUACACCAACCCUACACCUAACCCUAACCCUCACAGGAAACUUUCUGCAUUUUUACUUUCUCAAAAAAACUCAUUCUGUAUGAUUUAUAAGCGUUUUGAAAAAUGGGGACAUGGGUUAUGUCCUCAUAAGUCACCCUCUCCUUAUGUGUCCUGAUAUGACACAAAAACAAGAGCACACACACACACACACAC
This is a messenger RNA of Carassius carassius (crucian carp), 6241 nucleotides long. RefSeq names its product slit homolog 2 protein-like. The record is from RefSeq and is a predicted model, not a curated record. The transcript has 37 exons. NCBI's taxonomy places the organism in Eukaryota, Metazoa, Chordata, Actinopteri, Cypriniformes, Cyprinidae. Gene Ontology annotation, molecular function: Roundabout binding; heparin binding; calcium ion binding. The coding region runs from base 976 to 5514 and encodes 1512 amino acids. Gene Ontology annotation, biological process: retinal ganglion cell axon guidance; negative regulation of cell growth; negative chemotaxis.